This is a messenger RNA of Labeo rohita (rohu), 1712 nucleotides long. RefSeq names its product WD repeat domain 4 (gene wdr4). The transcript has 11 exons. The coding region runs from base 53 to 1303 and encodes 416 amino acids. Gene Ontology annotation, biological process: RNA (guanine-N7)-methylation. The record is from RefSeq and is a predicted model, not a curated record. NCBI's taxonomy places the organism in Eukaryota, Metazoa, Chordata, Actinopteri, Cypriniformes, Cyprinidae. Gene Ontology annotation, cellular component: cytosol; nucleus; tRNA methyltransferase complex. Gene Ontology annotation, molecular function: protein binding; tRNA (guanine(46)-N7)-methyltransferase activity.
UUAUGACGUAUUAAAUGCGCGACUGUCACUUCACACGUGAACAACAAUCAUCAUGGCAGUAGUGUGUUCAAAGGCAGACUGGUUUGUUUCAAGCUGUUCUACUACGUUAAUUGCUAUAAACCUUAAACAGUCUGGAGAGCCGUUUGUGUUUGAUUGUGCGAAAGCUGAGAAGAAACCAAAGGAAGCUGAUGGUGAUAAUAAAAGUGCUGAGGAAGCAUCAGAGGAGAAGGACAGUGGCAGUGACAGGAUUCUUGCAUUUGCUGUCUCAGCGUCUGGGAAGCACGUAGCGCUCACUGAUGACCACAAACGUCUUGUUCUCUUCUGUACUGAACCAUCAUGGCAGUGCAUUAGUACACGGUGGGUCGUGCGGCGGUGCACGUCUCUUGCAUUUACUCAGGCUGAGGAUGAAGUCUUUGUGGCUGAUAAGUCUGGAGAUGUAUAUUCAUUUUCUGUUCUGGAGCCACAAAAACCAGGAGAGCUGAAGCUGGGACAUCUCUCCAUGUUAUUGGAUGUGAUUCUUUCUCCUGAUGAUAAAUAUAUCAUAACAGCAGACCGAGAUGAAAAGAUCAGAGUGAGUUUGCGGCGGUCACCCUACAACAUUCAGGCUUUUUGUCUAGGCCACAGAGAAUUUGUCAGUGCAUUGCUUGUGCCUGCGGGACAUCCUGACUGGCUUCUCUCAGGUUCAGGAGAUGGCACAAUGAAGGUCUGGCAGUAUGAGACUGGCCGGCGGUUACACAGCGUUGACCUAAGGCAGUUCACCGUUGACUCUGAAAACACGGACACAGAAAAGAGGUUUGCUGUCAGCAGGAUCAUCAGCUCACCGGAUGGAAAACACAUAGCUGUGCAAUGUGAGAGAUUCCCCUCCGUUCAGCUCUUCAUGGUGGGUUCUGGGACAGAGGGGUGUCUGAGCCCUGCGGAGACUCUUGCACUUCCCCAUGCUCCCUGGGACAUGACAUUUGAUUCACAGAACCAGCUUUGGGUCUUACUGGAGAGUGAAGAUGUGAACAUGCUCUUGUAUCAAUACUCAGAGCAGCGCUGGAAGCUGUGUGACUCAGAUACUCAUGAACAGAGGAGGGUCACUGAAGCAUUACAAGCUCAGUGGAAUGUCUUCAAAGGUUCUAUGGGACUGGAGAGUCAGUUUAAGCACCUGUAUAAGGUGAACUUCGACAACAUGGCGUCAUAUUUGCAGAAGAAACAGGAAAGACUAGAACAGGAGAGCAGGAAGAGAGCAGCAGCAAAUGGCUCUAAACCCAAUAAAAAAAGUAAAACGGAGAGCGGCGCUAUGCCUCAAAGCACCAGCUGAGAGAACGUUGUCUUAUUUUAAGUUUUGCUUUUUUGUAAUGUUUACAUAAAUAUAUUACUUUCUUUUUUUCUUUUUUUUUUUGUUAAUUUACAGUGAUUAUAAUUUUUUUUUAUUCAUUCAUAGUCUCAGUUUUCUGAAUAUUACCAUGCUGUAGUGUCCUUUGGCCACUAGAGGCUGCUAUACUUUCAGUCCUCUCAGCUACAGCCAGCGCCGUCACACAGGUGCAAUUUCAUCAGACAACAGGAACAUAAUGUAUAACAAGAGUGCUUUAAAAAAUGAGAUCUGUGCAUUCAGUUUUUCUUAAAGUUAGACUUUUAUUUUUUUGAGUAAAAGUGACUACAAAUCUGUACAUCCUGUAUAAUGUUUAUACUUUUACAAAACCAAAUAAAAACAACACAAAUGGUUCAUA